UCUUUGUUUAACGAGAAAAAGUUAAAAUGAUUGAGAAAUAAAUAUUUGAGAAAUAUGUCAUGUAAGAUACAUACAGUACAAUGUACAAUAACAGACCACAAGCAGCACAGAGGAACAUCUGGCCUCCUCAGAUGUGUCUGCUUUAGACUUUAAAUACUUCCUGCGUAGUUUCUGUGAAAACAGUGAAGCGUGUAGAUGGAUUUGUCAGGAUUCAGGACAGGAACUGAAGCUGUUUCCUGUAAACUGAUGAACUGAUGUGUGUUCAGAUGGAGGCAGAGAUUCAGCAGAUCCUGGUCCAGGUGUCGGAGCUGCAGCGCCGAAGGCUGCAGUCACAGUCUGUGGUCAGGCUGCUGGAUGUGGAGAAAGAGGAGGAGCAGGAGGAAGCCCCUCCACCCCCGAGGACCCUUCAAGCCCUCUGCUCCAUCCCCCGGAGGCUGGCCAUCUCUGCGGGGCUCGGGGGAACGCCGGUCACCCCCCAACUGAUCGAGAGCCUGAGGAGGAUUCUUCUGGGUGGAAACUUUCGUGUCUUCGACUACGAGUGGAGGAAAGCCGUCUUCCACUUCAGGGAACCAAACUCCGAGUUAGCGUACGCUCUGAAGGCUGACGGGGGCGGGGCUCGGGCCAUUCAGAUGGUCGUCCAGGCUCGCAUCAUUAAGCACCUGCUGUUCGCCCGACAGAGCGCCUCAGACGGACAGACGCUGCACAGUCUGACAGAGGUAGGACGGCGGGAGCAGGACAGAGCAUUGGCGGCCGCCCUGAGCGACAGCCUCUGGUUGGCCGGCCAGGAGGCGAGCGCGACUGUCACCUUGCUGCAGCUCUUCACGUUCAGCGAGAAGGACGCCGUCACCAACUUCAUCCUCGACCACAUCCAGUGUUUUCAGGAGGAGGGCAGUCAUGGCGUCAUCCUUUUCCUCUACAGCCUCGUCUGCUCCCGUACCAUCGACAGGCUGAGGCAGGACCUGGACUCUCCUACGUCAUACCUGCUGCAGCUCAGCCCGGGCAGCUCUGUCUGUCGGCAGGCUCUGCUGAACCUGCUGCUGACCGGCAGAGCCAGCCCGCACCUCUUCAACGGGAUGCGGCACCUCGGGCAGGACGGCCUGCCUCUGCAGCGCCCCCUGCAGGGCGUCCUGUCCCGCAGCGAUGUAGGAUAUCUGCGCUGGAGUCGAGAGGAGAUGGAGCGCGGCGCGCUGCCGCAGGUGGGCAGCAUGCUGAAGACCCCCCGGUUCCCGGUGUGGGUUUGCAGCAUCAACAGCAGCUGCUCGGUCUUGUUCAGCGCCACGCGCUCGCUGCUGUCAGACUGGAGGGCGGAGCAUCUGUUCCAGCUGUACUACUACAGCGGGCAGAGCUCGCAGACGGCGACGGCCAGGCUGACAGUCGGUGAGCGCUGCGGUCACACGUCUGCAGGUCUGAUCCCUCUCGUGCUUCAUCCACCAUCUGCUUCCUGUACAGAUACUCACUCCCACCACUGGGAGGCGUCGCCCGGAGAUGCAGAAGGAGAUCCAGAGAAACGGUUUCCCUCACUGGAGAUGACCAUCAGGACCAAGUGGGACGGCGCUGUGAUCGCGUGGAACGGCACCUCCCCCUUCUACUGAGCAUCAGCACGGUCUGCGGUCGUCUCAGCACUCGACUGUUUUUACCAUCACAGGAAACCAGAUGUUAAAAGUCCCGUUACGAACCUCACGUCUUCAGUGACCACUGAUGAUUCAGACCCGAGGUGUUGGCGAGGUCACCGUGGUCACUGACGAAUCAGCGAACACAGCCGGGCACAAAAACAGAGCGAGGUGAAAUGACUCAAGACUCCCGUGUGUUUGCAUUCCCACGUUAUUCCCUGCUGUCCUCGUCUCCGUCAUCAGACCCCGACGACUUCCUGUUCUCGUCUCCAUGUUUCUGGGUGAAGCUGACGCUCUGUAGCAGCGUCACGUCUGCCCAACGUUUAACCUUUGAACUGAACUGAUGUCUUUGAUGUUUCAGUCUCAUGUCCUCAUCUGUAGCUGAAAGUCUUCUGUUCCUUUGAAGCACAGAAAUAAAUCUGAUGU
Messenger RNA from Neolamprologus brichardi, 2036 nucleotides. Lineage: Eukaryota; Metazoa; Chordata; Actinopteri; Cichliformes; Cichlidae. The record is from RefSeq and is a predicted model, not a curated record.